Molecule: messenger RNA, 803 nt
Organism: Lottia gigantea (owl limpet)
Lineage: Eukaryota; Metazoa; Mollusca; Gastropoda; Lottiidae
Exons: 2
Coding region: 37-759 (240 amino acids)
Source: RefSeq, a predicted model, not a curated record
CGUCGGACCAGUAAGGUAUACCAGCUCUGUUUCAUCAUGAGACCCGCCAGUGUGUUGUGUUUAGCUGUAGUUGGGCUAGUUGCUAUUUUUGCCGUAGCUGAAGAAGCACCAGAAACCGCACAAGAAGCUUUAGCUGAAACUGUCUUCCAAGUCGAAGCAAUCCAGCAAUGCAUUGCUGCUCAUCCCGAUAACAGAGCUAAGAGAUCAACCUACCAAUACUCUCGAUCUUACGGUUACGACUACAACAACAACUACGGAUUCGACAACUACUUGGACUUAGGAUUAGGAUUCCGACGAUACGACUACAACGUUUUCCCAAACGCACUCAACUACAACUCACGAUUCGCCAACUACUACCCCGAAGAUCUUAGAGUUAACUUGUACCGUCUACCAGCAGCUAGAUUCUUCAACAGCUUCUACCCUGGACCUAUCGUCCGACCAGCUGACGGAGUUGUAGACCGAACCUACUUCCGAGUCGGAUCCUACGAAAAUGCUUUAACCGACUUCCGUCUCUUUCCACUCAACAACGUCCGAAGCUUAACUACAGAAACGACCGUCCGAUCUGAUGUCGCACCAGGAUACGUAGGAGCUUUCCGAGACUUCCCUUACGAAGUCCGAGUCUGCCAAAACUGCUGCAAUGGUGGAAACCCAUGUAUUAGAUUUACUGGACAAACCUAUCCAUUCCAACAAGUCACUCGAAAUUACGUCUACGUCCAAAAUACCAGAAGCGUUUCCAGCUACAACCCUCUCUUGAAAUAAGAAGCUACCUACGGGAUUUACGUUCAUCUUUGACGCAUACAUCG